AUGCCUUAUUUUAUCCAUAUCAUUGUUGCUCUACAGUGUACGGUGUUUGGACCACUUGGUCAAGUUGGGGUGAUUGUGACGUCACGUGUGGAGGAGGGAAUCGUACGUAACCAUGUCAACGUUCCACUUGACGAGGCAACAAUCGCACACGCUAGUGUUCCUUACAAGACGUUAGCAACGACCAAUAAAACUGGUGGGUUUGUGUUGGUCACGACAUGUGAUGCUGUUGAACUUAUCAUCACCAGGGCUGGCUACGCUGACGUCACUGUCGCCGUUACAGAAAGCAGUGUUACGGUUCAGAUGUCGCUCAUAGCGUACCCUGCCAUAAGUAUGAAUCCAAAACCACGUGUUCGUGUCCAGGGAGAAAAUGUGACGUUCUGCUGCGAAGCCUACGGCAAUCCCGCCAUCUCUAACUACGAAUGGAUGAAGGACGGAGUAUUAAUUAACGAUUCAAAAUACCCGGAUGGAUUUAACUUGACACUAAAUGAUGUUACCACGAGCGAUAGUGGCCAGUACAAAUGUCGCGCCAACAGUCCUGUUGGGGCUGUGUACUCCUCUGCAGCUCUGCUCACAGUGAAAUCAUCACGGUCUGCGUUUUGUGAGGAAGCUUACGAGGAGAAAAAAAUAAGUCUUCCUUCCGAUUGCGUACAGGUUGAUGGCACAACUCUGUAUGAAGUUGGAGGAUGCGCCAAAAAGACAUGCCGUGGUGACAAUAAUGUGGAGGGGCUAUGUGGAACUGGUAAAAAAUUCUGCUGCCUUCCUUCUUCCGAGGAAGAACGGACGGUCCACUGUAAUGACUACAGCCUGAAGGUUAUCAUCAUCACAGGAUGUUCAUGUGGAGAAUGUUCGUCUACUGAUAUUACGAUACAGGGACAGGUGACGGGGCUGAAUACUGGCGUCAAAUUACGCCUCGGUACAAUAUACGUGAAUGGUUCCUCGGUUGCCAGGACUACAUUUUCUGGACUUUUUUCGUUUACCGUACCUGCCGGUACGUUGAGUGUAGCAAUGACUUUUGAGGACACAAUCUUCAAAACCUUACUGACCACUACACGACUGAUUACAUUUUCGGAUUCUAUGGAAGGACCAGUUUACCAGCAGAUUACAAUGAUGGAAGCUGCCCCUCCGAUCACCAUUUCCACAGAUGUUGAAAACACAAUUUCGAUGGGCAAUUAUAGCGGAAUGCCGGCCGUAUCAGAGGUGAUCUUACCAUCGAACUCAUUCGUGGACGAGUCGGGAAACCCUUAUAACGGAGUGGUGAAAGCUAGAAUCAACAUGUUUGAUCCUAGAAACCUGAGUAGUAUUUCAUCCGCUCCCGGAACGUUCGAAUCCAUCGAUGCAGAGGGUGAAACACAGGAUCUUCAAACAUUUGGCGUUAUCGUUAUGGAUUUUUCAGAUGAAUCUGGAAACAAAGUGAAUAUUGCUGGAAACGUUACCAUCAAGCUGGACGCUGCACUUGUUGAGAGCACAUAUUCUGGAAAUGUUACCGAUGUGAAGUUGUGGGGACUGAACUCCGCGACCGGGCAAUGGGAAGAGAUUGGACCCACAGUCGUGGAGACAUCAAAACGACGUAAGAGACAAACUGCGAAAAAUUAUCUCGUAGGACAAGUUCAAGUAAGUGCAUUCCAGGCAAUCAAUUUAGACUGUUAUAGAGGGUUCUCCAGAUGCUACUUCAGAACCGCCGUUACGGAUAAAAACAAUAUUCCCGUUAAUGGCUACACUGUACGAGUGAUGCACAUGACGUAUCCUGGAGAAAGGUAUCCUGGCAGCAACGCAGAAUAUGUCACAGCGAUCAAGGAAUCUUCGAGCAACAGUGAUGGGUGGCAAUAUACGUUUUGCCGUAGUGAUGCGUGGGGUUAUAUCCAAGCAUUUAAAAGUGGGAAAGAAUAUGAGCCAGGUAUUUCCAGUCUUAGUGGACUAGCACAGUCUGCUCGUUCCCGUCUGACUUAUGAAACAACAACGGACCCCCUUGCCGUAAAAACCAAAUUCCUGCUAUCUGGUGAUGGUCCAUUUAAGAAGUAUGGUUCGUUAACGUCAAUAAACAUGUUUAAUUUCUACCAACGUUCAACUUCGAACUUCGCCGAUUUUACUCUCUUGAAUAUCGAUCCAAUUGAAGCCUAUGAACGUUCCUCAAACACAGAUGACAUCGGACCGAAGUUGUGGUAUCCACACAAAAAAACUCUCGACAUGUCUGAUUUCACAAUCUGUAUGAUAAAAAUAGAAGUAACUGGCUCAUCUGCAAAUCUUUCUUUUUCAGUCAGAAGUAAGGCAGGCACAAAUAGCGGAAUAGAAGAUACAGUCUUGGGAAUUCGUCAGGAAUAUGUGGAGAACAGUGGAGCUUGUAUAGAGUACAAAUGCAGUGGCAAGUUUCCGUUAUUCAAAAACCUUAUUUCAUCAACUGGAUCUCAAAGUCAACACGAUUAUACCAAAGUAACAAUAACCCCAGUAGGACGAUUAUGUACUGUGUCAUGGGAAGGCGAAAUCAAAUCACAUGAUAUUAAUACUGGAUCAAGCAACAUCGGAACCGUAUCUCCUGAAUGGUUUAUUCCCGACACAGAAGAACAUGGGAUCUACAUAUAUGAGCAAACACUAAUGUAUGGUGCCGUGGAUUGGGAAAAUGCAAGGGAGACAACUCGGAACAUGUGCAAGAAAGGCGUCAAAAGUCCGUCAGAUGAAACCAACCCCAGCAUGAAUGCUGCCGUUGACCCUGCUCUCAGGUUUACGUGUAUCUAA
Molecule: messenger RNA, 2730 nt
Organism: Ylistrum balloti
Lineage: Eukaryota; Metazoa; Mollusca; Bivalvia; Pectinida; Pectinidae
Product: cartilage intermediate layer protein 1-like
Exons: 5
Coding region: 1-2730 (909 amino acids)
Source: RefSeq, a predicted model, not a curated record